AUGGUGAGAAAACUAAGCGAAGAUGAAGUUACGCAGGAGCUGUCCACAAAGGAGACGAAGUUGAAGAACAAAAAGAAGAUACUAGAGGAAGAGGAACCUAGAAGACUAAGCGAGGAAGAAACACAGGAGUUUGUCGCAAAAGAGCGAAAGGUGAAGGGCCAAAAGAAGACAGAGGGGAGAAAGGAAAGUAGAAGACUAAGCGAAGAAACAGCAGAUGAGGCAGUCGAAAAGGAGCUGAAAACGAAGACCAAAAGGAAGAAAGAAAAGAGAAAGGAUAGAAAAUCCGUAGAUACAUUACGUGAUAUGACUUCGGUGGAGCAGGAAACCCAAGAGAAGGCAGAUGAAAAAAAGAGAGAAAAUACAAAAGAGCAGCUUUCAAAAGAGAGGAUUCAAGAUAAGAAUAAAGAACUAUAUGAAGCAAAUGAAGCACCCGGGACGACCAGAGAUGAUGAGACGGAAGCGGGAACAUGCGUCGCGGAUCAAAACAUAGUUCAUGAUUACCUAUCAAAUGCACCUGAACAUAUGUAUAAGGAAAGCAAUGCGGAAUGGUUGGGAAAAGAUAUAAAAAGCCGCGAAUCUGGAAUUCAAAUCAAACGGAGCAGUAGCAAACGCAGCCAUUUGCUAAAAUUUAAGCAAAAAUUGAAAAGUAUUGUAUCUCUUCGAAAGCAAAAUCGAUCAGAUUCAAUUAGAGGAAUAUGCAGAAAACGAGUUCAAUCAGAAAACAAUAUCCUACCUCCAAGUGCAACCAAAGAAUUGGAAGAUCAAGUAUGUUAUCACGGCUUCCGUCCACGAAAAGAUGUCGCUAAUCUACUUAACGAGCCAGGAGAUUUCGUAGUUCGUGCCACAGAUUCACGACGUGAACCGGAAAUUGUAGUAUCUGUUCUUAACGAAAAUAGAAAGAUGAUCAACUUAACUCUUAGAAACGAAUCCAACAUGUGGGAACUUGGGAAGUUUGAAAAUUCUAGUAGGAGCACCCUACAAUUCAAGAGGAUACAAGAUCUUCUAAAUUACUACAAAAAGCAUUCUCUGCCUGGAAAUGCAAAAUUGCGGCAUGCGAAAGCGAGACCGUCAUGGAUAAUAAAACAUGAAAGUGUGGUGUUCGAUCGCACGAAGGACCUUAUCGGCACUGGCAAUUUUUCCUAUGUCUUCAAAGGAAUUUAUUUUAGAACUCAUGAAGAAAAAAUAACUGUUGCCAUCAAGGUGAGUCAUGGAGGACUUGGAUCAACUAGGGAUUCCACGGAAGAAAAGGAAGCAAGAGGUUCGAUGCUUGCCGAGGCAGAAAUGAUGAGCUAUUAUGCGCACCGCCACAUCGUUGAGCUAUAUGGAGUAGCAUGCGCCCACCCCCCAGUACUAGUUGUCAUGGAAUAUUGUCCAGGUGGUAAUUUGCAAACGCAUCUUAUAACACAGAAAGACGAGAUAGAAGUCGGUGAACGUAUUGUUUAUGCCCUAGAGGCUGCUCGAGGGAUGAGAUUUUUGCACCGGAAGAACUGCAUUCAUCGGGAUUUGGCAGCGCGAAAUUGUCUGAUUUCAUCGAAAGGUAGGAUCAAAAUCUCCGACUUCGGUUUGUCAAAAACGGCUGAUCAGCUAGAAAAGAUGGAUGGUAUUGUUCUUGAUGAGCCUGCUCCACAAAUACCUCUCCGGUGGAUGGCCCCGGAGUCGUUGCGUCGGCCAAUGAAAUUUAGCAAAAAGUCAGACGUUUGGUCAUUUGGCAUGUUGUUGUACGAGAUCUUUAAUCAAGGUGAAAAACCAUGGAAGGACGAACCAGCAAAAAAGAUUGCAACAAUGAUUCGACGUUGUAAAAUGCCUGUUUUUCCUCAACAUGUGCCGCGAGAAAUCCCAUGUAUUGCAGCCGAAAUAUGGGUGCAAAAUCCAGAUUAUCGGCCAACAAUGAAGGAUAUCAACCAUUCACUUGAUGCUCUUUCUAAGAAAUACGCACCACCUGAGGCAAAAAAUUUCUCUCUUAAUAAACUUCCUGGGGUAUUUCGUGCGGAUUACGCAGGGUUGGAAGAGAAGAUAGCCAAUUUACUUCCGUCUUCUCCAGUUACUGCACUCAUUACAGAAAGCAUUGGUUCAGUACGCCAACGACAUAGAAGAACUGCUAAAAUUGCAUGA
Molecule: messenger RNA, 2112 nt
Organism: Necator americanus (New World hookworm)
Lineage: Eukaryota; Metazoa; Nematoda; Chromadorea; Rhabditida; Ancylostomatidae
Exons: 17
Coding region: 1-2112 (703 amino acids)
Biological process (GO): protein phosphorylation
Molecular function (GO): ATP binding; protein tyrosine kinase activity
Source: RefSeq, a predicted model, not a curated record